This is a messenger RNA of Gamsiella multidivaricata, 1533 nucleotides long. RefSeq lists its product as uncharacterized. Bases 272 to 1435 code for a protein of 387 amino acids. Lineage: Eukaryota; Fungi; Mortierellomycota; Mortierellomycetes; Mortierellales; Mortierellaceae. The transcript has a single exon. The record is from RefSeq and is a predicted model, not a curated record.
CAAAGCUGCGCCCUGCCCUUUACCUCCGAUGGAUGUGCAUUGGCAGCACCGUUCCUGCUUAGACUUUCUGCUUACGUUGGUUUGUCUGCCCCGCAAACGAAUCCCCUCCCUUGUCUCGCCCAGUCCUCCCCUCCUUCCCUCUUUGCCUAUCCAGCCGCACUAUACAGGUAUCUCCUACCACCCCUAUUGCCAACGCCGACGUCAACACCGUCCACUAUCGGUCCAUCAACUCCCAACCCAGCCCCCUUUUUGUAUUGCAUUGUCAUGAUGCAUGAUACAUCAUAUAGUCAAUAUGAGUCCUCUCUUCUUUGUUACGCCUCCCCUUCCUCACCCGCCAGCGUCGACCGCCUUUCUUCACCCCCAUCCACAUCCACAACUACAGGACUGCGAGCAAAACCAGCGUGCACAACCAAGGCAGGGCAGGGAAAGCAGACGGGUUGUUGCACUAAGGGCACCACUCACCAUCAUGGACACAUCCGGAGCCGAGCCAGCCGUAGCCUCCCUGAGAUCUGCACCCGUCUCGGCAUCCGUAUCGUCGCAGGGACCCAGCACAGCAGUGCAACAGCCAUCCACUGUUGCCACCAGUUUAAACGCGGAAACACCAGGGACCACAGCAUCAGCAGCAAUGCCCCCGGAAACAGAACCUGCGUUGAAUGCAUCGGUGCCACCACCACCACCGCCACAGUUACAGCCUCACAUUCAGGCACAUGCGCAAGCACAAGUGCAGGCACAGGCACAGGCACAGCGACAAGCUGCAAGGCGGCCAUGGUGGCGACCUCCACCACGCAACAACAGACAGCCCGGCACUCAGUCAGGCAAUGCAUACUCGACGACAGACCAUGGGCAUACCCUCAUUUCGCUUUCAACUUCUGCAGGCCACCUCUCUACUCGCCUUUCUGCUCGCUCAGAAAGCCUGCCACAUUACUGGCUACGAGCAAUAAAUCACAUCCUGAGGAUACCUUUUCGAGAAUUUAUCGGCAACAUCUCUCGGUCCAGUGAUAUAACUCCAUCACCGCCUUUGGCAGACGUCAACAUGAACAAUUAUAAUCAAAAUACGCCGGCCUACCGGCAGUUCACUCCCUACAUUGGACAGGACGCUAGCACCGAUGGUCACGCUAUAGUGCCGAAUGCAGAAACAACGCCUUCACGGACAACCACUCGCUCUCGCAAGUAUAUUCCGCAGAUUAGGAUGGCCUGGCGAAACAGAACCUCGGACAUGAGAUGCGCGCUGUCAUGGGCUUUGUUCACAUGUUUUUUUUGCGUAAGUCAGAGCUGUGAUGGCUGGUACCCAAGGAAUCAAACCCCAAAAACACCUGCCCUCUCUGGGGAACCGGAUGAAAAAGCAUACAAAGAAAAACGAAGGGCAUUAAAUACCAACAAUAGCAUGGAUUUCAUGACGAUUGUUUAUGUUCUCUUUAUUAAGCGAGCGCGCUAAAUUCGCACUGCCGCAAUUUUUCAGUCAACCCUGUUGAAGAAGCCUUGGUUAUCUACUAACGUCGAUAUUUCUUUCUGCAACAAACAGACAGUCGUUGC